CGCAGCAGCGGGCCAACCCGCUCAAUGAGGCGUCUAUGUAUAUAUAUGUCUAUGGGCUGACCCACCGGAGGAGGCGUAUCUUCGUCGUUGGCCGUUACGUCUCACAUUUGAAAUUCAAACUCAAGUGAGGGAGGAAGAGAAGCAGCGGGCCAACAGAAGACACAACUCUGUGAAAAUGAGUGAGCUGGAGGAUAUUGGCCACCACAUUCAUGUCAGGAUAUCAUCCUUACAAUGCAUGCUGGAUCUGUCAGUCGUUGAAUUGCCUCAAAAUAAGAUUAAGAAAGUUGGACAAGAACUCUGUGCACUCGAGAGACUUCUGGAGGAGUUUGAAAAAUGUGUUAGUCAACAGAAAGAGCGACUAACCCAUCUCAAGGAACUUGAGGAUUCAUUCAAGAGGGAUUUGGAGGAUGUCCAUCAUAUUAUGGACAACAUACCGGCACACAUACCUCGGAAGAAAGGCCCAGAUAAUGAAAGUGAAGCUGUAAUGACCCAGAAUGAAGCAAUGGAUAUUCAGUCUGCCCAGUUGGACGAUGUCAAAAAGUCAAACAAAACCGUUGUCAGGGAGAUGGCGUUUAUCACUAUCCCAGAAUUUGAGAGCAUCCCUCAGUACAUGAAAGGACGUGCAACAUAUGAUCAAGUUAAUGCUGUGGUGCAGAGUAUUAACACAGCUGUGACAGCUAAAUACAAGAUCCUCCGUCAGUCGCUGAAGUCUCUCAACAGUAAUGCACGCAAGCUGCACCAGCGCUUUAAGAACCAGGAGACCAAGGAUACAAAAGGUCAGUAUUUUGUGGUGGAGGAUGACAUUCGUGAAUUUACUCAGCUGAAGGUGGACAAACGAUUUCAGGGGAUUUUGAACAUGUUACGACACUGCCAGCGCCUACGGGAGCUUCGAGGUGGGGGACUCACCCGCUAUAUCUUGCUGUAGAUUAACAAGACUAAAUGACACAUUAUGCUGUUAGAUUCUUUUUAUUUUUGUAUGUUUGUGUAUUAUGGUGAGAUUGUGCCCUAACAUAGUUUGUAUGUAGGCAUAUAUCCUAGUUGUAGUCAAGCUAGUAAGAGGUGUUUAUACAGAAUGUAUGUUUGCAAGGUUGCUUUGUGCAUUGUUCCCAUUGUCUAACAGGUACACAUUAAGUGUUUUCAAUUUGUAAGAUGAGUCAUGGUGAACAGUAUUUUGAUACAUUGGUGACUUCAUUGAGUUACACAUUAUUGCAUACAAGUCAAAGCAAGAAGUAACAUUGUGCAGAAUCUGACAGGACUGGAAGGAGCCAAAUGCCCUUGCGAAUCCAGUCAUCCAAAUGCACACAUUUCGAGCAAGAAUUGCCUGGGAUAUGUUCUCAUUUGUCACCUGUAUAUGCAAAUAAUACUGGAACAUGUACAUGUAUGUAGUGAUAUAAAUUAUUAAUAAAAGUUAAUAUGAUGUUUCUUUAUUAUAUAUUCUAUUGUUACAAGUGUCAACAACUGUAUUUUUAAGCUCACAGCGAUUUAACAAAAUAAAAAUCAAUACCUUGAAA
Molecule: messenger RNA, 1511 nt
Organism: Acanthopagrus latus (yellowfin seabream)
Lineage: Eukaryota; Metazoa; Chordata; Actinopteri; Spariformes; Sparidae
Gene: ska1
Product: spindle and kinetochore associated complex subunit 1
Exons: 7
Coding region: 176-925 (249 amino acids)
Biological process (GO): chromosome segregation; regulation of microtubule polymerization or depolymerization; cell division
Cellular component (GO): outer kinetochore; mitotic spindle; spindle microtubule
Molecular function (GO): microtubule binding
Source: RefSeq, a predicted model, not a curated record